AUGGCAAAUAACCCAACCUUCAAGCCCUCCCCGUUGUCCUUUGGGGGGCCCCGCGCAUCACCGUUUCGGCGACCGUCAACACCAAACUCCCCACCCUCAGCUCGUACCGGUGGCGGCACACCCGGCAGCUCGCCAAGCAGAGGAUAUACGCCGCUUCAAUCGCCGAGCAAGUUGAAUCAAUCAUAUACAGUAGAAGAUGACGACGCAGUCUCUCCGAGGCAUCAUCCUAUUCCACAGCCUAAGUUCACCCGAGAACUCCCUCCUUCACCCACGAAAGGAGCACGGUCUCCAGGUCACUCCUCCCCCAUAGUCGGAACGCGGUCGCGCGAGCCAGUCGGUGCCGGUACAGAUGCAGCGGCAAAAUUGCCCGCCAACCAAGUGAGGGAGAUCAGAGAGGCAUUCCAAGUCCUUGAUCGAGACAACGACGGCCUGGUCAACAAAGAUGACGUCGCCGAUGUGCUUCUGAACUUAGGCCAAGAAGCGUCACCCUCGGCCCUUUCGCGCUUUUUCCCUCCAGGGGCUUCUCAAUCGAUCAACUUCCCGACCUUCUUGAACACGCUCUCUCAAUUGAUGUCACCCAUGUCUUCCUCUCAAGAGCUUCUGAACGCAUUAGCUGCCUUUGAUGACGACGAUAACGGUCAAAUCGAUGUUGCCGAACUACGAGACGCUCUCCUUCAUACUGUUCCCGAGGAUGGAAGUGCGCCCUUGACCGAGCAGCAGAUCGAUGAAGUGUUCAGCGGCUUUACUGGACGGCGCGCGUUUGGUGGCCGGGGUGCAAAGACCGGGGGAAUGGGGAAGAGGGCCGAGGUGUUCCAGUAUCAUGACUUCGUCCGCAGUGUGGUUGGGGGAGGGGAGAAUGGCAAUAACACGCAGCGCGGGGCUGGCACCGCGCAAGCAUGA
Messenger RNA from Penicillium macrosclerotiorum, 900 nucleotides. RefSeq lists its product as uncharacterized. Gene Ontology annotation, biological process: actomyosin structure organization; mitotic cytokinesis. Bases 1 to 900 code for a protein of 299 amino acids. The transcript has 3 exons. Gene Ontology annotation, cellular component: cytoplasm; myosin II complex. Lineage: Eukaryota; Fungi; Ascomycota; Eurotiomycetes; Eurotiales; Aspergillaceae. The record is from RefSeq and is a predicted model, not a curated record. Gene Ontology annotation, molecular function: myosin heavy chain binding; cytoskeletal motor regulator activity; calcium ion binding.